GGGGCCCGGGAGAAGGGGCGGGGCGUGGGCAGGCGGCGCAUGCCCGGUGAGAUGGCCCGCUCCGCCGCCGCCGCCGGCGCCACCGCCCACUCGAGGCUGGCCAGCUGCAGGCCGGCCGGGGCGCAGAGUAGGGCCGGGCUGGGCGAGCGCACGGCCAUGGCCCCGUGGCUGCAGCUCUGCUCCGUCUUUUUCACGGUCAACGCCUGCCUCAACGGCUCGCAGCUGGCCGUGGCCGCGGGCGGCUCCAGCAGAGCGCGGGGCGCGGACACCUGCGGCUGGAGGGGCGUGGGGCCGGCCAGCAGGAACAGCGGGCUGCACAACAUCACCUUCAGAUAUGACAACUGCACCACUUACUUGAAUCUGGUGGGGAAGCACGUAAUUGCUGACGCCCAGAACAUCACUAUCAGUCAAUAUGCUUGCCACGACCAAGUGGCAGUCACCAUUCUUUGGUCCCCAGGGGCCCUUGGCAUCGAAUUCCUAAAGGGAUUUCGGGUAAUACUGGAGGAGCUGAAGUCAGAGGGCAGACAGUGCCAACAACUGAUUCUAAAGGACCCGAAGCAGCUCAACAGUAGCUUCAAAAGAACUGGAAUGGAAUCUCAGCCUUUCCUGAAUAUGAAAUUUGAAACGGAUUACUUUGUAAAGAUUGUCCCUUUUCCUUCCGUUAAAAAUGAAAGCAAUUAUCACCCUUUCUUCUUCAGAACCCGCGCCUGUGACCUGUUGUUACAGCCGGACAACCUGGCCUGUAAACCCUUCUGGAAGCCUCGGAACCUGAACAUCACCCAGCAUGGUUCGGACGUGCAGGUGUCCUUCGACCACGCGCCACACACCUUUGGCUUCCGUUUCUUCUAUCUUCAUUACAAGCUCAAGCACGAAGGACCCUUCAAGCGAAAGACCUGUAAACAGGAGCAAAAUACAGAGACAACCAGCUGCCUCCUUCAAAAUGUUUCUCCAGGGGAUUAUAUAAUUGAGCUGGUGGAUGACACUAAUACAACAAGAAAAGUGAUGCAUUAUGCCUUAAAGCCAGUGCAUUCCCCGUGGGCUGGGCCCAUCAGAGCUGUGGCCAUCACUGUGCCGCUGGUCGUCAUAUCAGCAUUCGCAACGCUCUUCACUGUGAUGUGCCGCAAGAAGCAACAAGAAAAUAUAUAUUCACAUUUAGAUGAAGAGAGUUCUGAGUCCUCCACCUACACCGCAGCACUCCCCAGAGAGAGGCUCCGGCCACGGCCGAAGGUCUUCCUCUGCUAUUCCAGUAAAGAUGGCCAGAAUCACAUGAAUGUCAUCCAGUGUUUUGCCUACUUUCUCCAGGACUUCUGCGGCUGUGAGGUCACUCUGGACCUGUGGGAAGACUUCAGCCUCUGCAGAGAAGGGCAGAGAGAAUGGGUCAUUCAGAAGAUCCAUGAGUCCCAGUUCAUCAUCGUGGUGUGUUCCAAAGGCAUGAAGUACUUCGUGGACAAGAAGAACUACAAGCACAAAGGUGGCGCCCGAGGCUCGGGGAAGGGGGAGCUCUUCCUGGUGGCCGUGUCAGCCAUCGCCGAGAAGCUCCGCCAGGCCAAGCAGAGCUCAGCAGCGGCGCUCAACAAGUUCAUCGCUGUCUACUUCGAUUAUUCCUGCGAGGGAGACGUGCCCGGCAUCCUGGACCUGAGCACCAAGUACAAACUCAUGGACAACCUUCCGCAGCUCUGUUCCCACCUGCACUCCCAAGACCACGGCCUCCAGGAGCCGGGGCAGUACCCCGGGCGCGUCAGCAGGAGGAACUACUUCCGGAGCAAAUCGGGCCGCUCGCUUUACGUUGCCAUUUGCAACAUGCACCAAUUUAUUGACGAGGAGCCCGACUGGUUUGAGAAGCAGUUCGUUCCCUUCCAUCCUCCCCCCCUCCGCUACCGGGAGCCAGUCCUGGAGAAGUUUGACUCAGGCUUGGUUUUAAACGACGUCCUGUGCAAACCAGGACCCGAGAGCGAUUUCUGCCUCAGGGCCGAGGCAGCCAUCCCCGGGGCGCCGGCCGACUUGCACUUGGAGGGCCAGCAGCUCGGCCUGGACUCAGACGCGGAGGCCGGGCCCAGCCCCAGCGGCAGCUCGGUCCUGCAGCCCCUGCUGCACACGGUGAAAGCCGGCAGCCCCUCGGACAUGCCGCGGGACUCGGGCAUCUACGACUCCUCCGUGCCCUCGUCCGAGCUGUCCCUGCCCCUGAUGGAGGGGCUCUCGACGGACCAAACAGAAACAUCCUCGCUGACGGAGAGCAUGUCGUCCUCCUCAGGCCUGGGUGAGGAGGACCCUCCUGCCCUUCCUUCCAAGCUCCUCGCCUCUGGGGCAUGCAAAGCAGAACCUGGUUGCUGCAGCUACACUGGUGAACUCCAUGCGGUCGCCCCUUUGUAACGAAACAGAAGAGUCUAAGCAUUGCCACUUUAGCUGCAGCCUCUCUCUGGUUCCCUAGCUCAUCUGGUUGUGUGGCCCACGUGGAGCUGAGGUCUCCUACAAGGAUCUUCAGGGUGAAAUUCGGGCCAGUACUUGCUGUCCUUGCCCUGGCCCUCUACCAGAUAUCUUGGCAAAGUUUCCAAUUUUCUAAAACCAUAUGGAGCCCUGAAAGGCAUGUGCAUAAGGUCUGACAACAGCUUGUCACGUUAGGUCAUCCGUUGGAUUAGAGCCAAUUCUGGGAGGUAGGGAGGAAAUAUGUAAAGAGAAACAGGAAAAUAUACUGAUCAUUCAGACUUAAUUUAUCUGUGCAAACUUUGCCUAUUCACUCUUGGCUACUUUGAUUUGAAAUGCUUCGUGGAAAAAGCACUUUUAAUGCUAUUAACAGCCACAGAAAUCAAAUGCCAGUCUGCCUGGAAUCCACGUCAUUACAGGUGAUCUUCCUGUCCACUUUUGGUGUGGAACUUACGAUGCCGUGGGUAUUAAAAAACCUCUGAGUCAAAGGUCAAGAAGGUGACUGAAUAUACGGUCACCAUUCAUAAAAUGAUUCUUUAUGUAUUAGUGGGUGGCAUGGCUGACUGAGGUGGGGGCUGCAGGGCCACGCUGACCAUCUAGACCAUUCUUUCUGAGAUGGGUUGUCAACACGUAGAAGGCACCAGAGCUCAGCACCCAAGGCCACCUCUUGGUCUGAGCAGGCAUCAUGCGAGGGCCAGAUCUGCCUGCCAUGUUUCCCUGGGUUACGUUUACCGUGCUGUGUCUCAGAUGUCGGUGCCUGGAAGUUUAUUUUUAAGAGACUGAUACCCAGCAGGGCUUUGUUAGUGGAUGUUACAGUUCGUGCUUUGGUUGGCCUCUGGUCUAAAGCUGUGUCCAGAAUAUUAGGGAUCAGAAUCCACUGAAAUUCGGCAGUGUGUGGAGUGGAGGUAGUGGCCAGUUACCUGCUGAACUGGUUUUGACUAAUGACCUCUUUUUAAGAAGGUGAAAAGGAGGGGACUGUCGCAAAGGAUGAAUGUGCUCUUCGAGUAUUGUCUAAAGAACAUGGGCCCUGAAAUCAUUAAAUUCUCUAAUCUUAAAGCACUCCCCCCACAGCCCAAGCUGUGCAUCAUGUUUUUGGGUUUCUCUUGUACUUGUCCAAUGAAAGAUUUAUCUCUUGUGCUCCAUCCUACCAAAAAUAGGUAUUUAGAACUUAGGAGGAAAGAAUUUGCUUUAAAAAGGAAAAGUAUAUGUUCUAUUUUUAUGAAUGACUUCUC
Messenger RNA from Ceratotherium simum simum (southern white rhinoceros), 3653 nucleotides. It is a transcript of the gene IL17RD, whose product is annotated as interleukin 17 receptor D. Gene Ontology annotation, molecular function: interleukin-17 receptor activity. Lineage: Eukaryota; Metazoa; Chordata; Mammalia; Perissodactyla; Rhinocerotidae. The record is from RefSeq and is a predicted model, not a curated record.